AUGGCGCCGUCCUCGGACGCGCUGUGCGAGAUCCGCAGCGCGCUGACGCUCCGCAGCGCGAUCGGCGCGGGGAAGAAGCGCGCAGAGCACUCCUUCGAGGCGACGACGCCGAUCCAACUCCCCGAGGCUGGACGCGCGAUCCCUCCCGCGACGAAGCCGACGCCGGCGACGUUCGCGACGACGGACGCGCCGACGCGCGCGAGAGGAUGGCUCGCCGCGGUCUUCCUCGGCGCCGCGUUCCCGCCGUCGCCGCCCGUCGCGGACGGCCUCACCGCGCCCGUGGCGUGGCACGCGCAUCAGCCGAGACUCGCGACCGUGGACGGCAGCGGCCGCGUCCUCGUGCACGCGGACCCGGCGGGAAUCGAUGGGCGCGGCGCCGACGACGACGGCGGCGGCGGCGACGGAAGAAGAAGCCCCAAGAAGACAGCUGCGCCGAGCGUGCUGCGCCACUCGCUGCAUCAGGGCGCGCGCGCGCUCGCGUGGCGCCCGAUGGCGGGCGCGACGCUCGCCGUCGCGGGCGCGCACGGCGUCUGCGUUUGGUCGCACGAGCCGAGCGAGUGCGGCGGCGGCGGCGGCGCCGUGAGCGGCGUCGCCGGGAGGGGCCGCAUCGGCGGCGCGCCCGAGUGGCGGCUGCGGCAUCUUCGCGAGGACGCGCCGCUGGAGGACGACGACGCGAACGACCCGUACAAGGCGGCGUCCACGGAGGGUCUCAAUCGCGUCUUCGCGUUCGUGAAGCGGAUGGUGAAGGUGCCGUCUCUCGCGACGGCGUUGGCGACGCUCAGCCCGGCGUCGGCGUUUUCGAGCGUUUCCAACGGGCGCGGCGCCUCCCGAAACCAAAACAAAAACGCCCGCCGCGGCGCCGUUAACAUGUCAAAAGGCGCGUCGUCGUCGUCGUCGUCGUCGUCGUCGUCUCAAGGCCUGUUCGACUCCCCGUUCGGCGGCGGCGUGCUGUACGACACGCUGACGUGGCACCCGCGCGGCGCGCUCCUCGCCGCGGGGAGCGCGGAUCGCCGGUACGUCGCCGUCUGGGACGUGGGCACCGGUCGGUGCGCGCGCGUCUCGUCCGGCUUCGCGGGCGUGGCGAAGCUGCUGUGGUCGCCGUGCGGCGGGUACCUGUUCGCGUCGCACCCGCGCGGCGGGUUCACGGUGUGGGAGACGCGAGGGUGGAGCGCCGCGAAGUGGGACACGGGCGGAGAGGACAGACGGGUGACGGCGGCGGCUUGGGGCCGAAGCGGCGACGGCGACGGCGACGGCGACGCCGGCGGCGCGGUGCUCCUGCUCGCCGUCUCCGGCGGCGGCGGCUCGCUCACGGCCGCGCACUUCCCCCCCUCCGGCGCGCCGAGCCUCCUCGCGCAGCUCCUGCCCGUGGACUUGCCGCGGCUGACCGAGACGACUCGAGACGACGGCGGAGCGCCGGCGCGCGACGACGCCGGCGGCGGCGGCGGCGUCGACGUCGCCGACAUGACCUGGGACCCGUCUAGCUCGCGGCUCGCCGUCGUCCUCGACGCGUCCGCGCCGCGACGCGACGACGACGGCGGCGCGCGCGAGCCCGGGCGCGUCGCGCUGUACGCGACGACGACGCGGCCCGUGGUGCGCGCGUCGCUGUUGGGAUACGUCUCCGCGCCGGGGGUUCGCGACGUCGGGAUGCGGCUCGGCGUCGGCGGGCCCGCGCGCGCGGUGGCGAUGGCGGGGCCGGGCGGCGGGAGGGGCGGGGGCGGCGGAGACGGCGGGGAGGAGGCGUCGAGCACGCUGGCGGUGUGCUGGGAAGGCGGCGGCGUGAGCGUGUGUCCUUUGUACUUCCCUCGGUGA
Messenger RNA from Micromonas pusilla CCMP1545, 1809 nucleotides. RefSeq lists its product as uncharacterized. Lineage: Eukaryota; Viridiplantae; Chlorophyta; Mamiellophyceae; Mamiellales; Mamiellaceae. Gene Ontology annotation, molecular function: protein binding. Gene Ontology annotation, cellular component: nuclear pore. Bases 1 to 1809 code for a protein of 602 amino acids. The record is from RefSeq and is a predicted model, not a curated record. Gene Ontology annotation, biological process: nucleocytoplasmic transport. The transcript has a single exon.